Messenger RNA from Pimephales promelas (fathead minnow), 4200 nucleotides. The record is from RefSeq and is a predicted model, not a curated record. Lineage: Eukaryota; Metazoa; Chordata; Actinopteri; Cypriniformes; Leuciscidae.
AUGGCGGAGCGACUUGAAAGACUACACAGAAAACGGAGAGCUGUGCGCGGUUCCACGACGAGACUUUUGCAAGACAUAGAAACGGAGGUUAGCAAGGAAGAUCCAGUCGUUGACAGAUUAUGUGAACUGUUAGCCAUGUUAUCUGCAAAAGAGGAAACGCUGCUGGAGUUAGAUCACGAAAUAGAGGAGCAUACAGAUGUGGAGGAUCUUGAAAAUGAAGUUGUCGACGCUGAGGAGUAUGGCCAGCGAGUCAUCAGCGGCGAAAGCCCGCGUGCGGCGCGUGAUGCAGAGACACCAGCAACAUCCAGGCGCAACACAGUGAAGGUAACUCUGCAAAGCAUCUGGAACAAAGAUCAGAAAGUGGAAGUGGAAGCUCUCGAAACUCCACAAGUGUGCACUGCUGUGAUGAAGAUUCCAGGUGAGCACAUCCAAGCAGAAAUGAAACGAAAAGGCUUGCAGCUGGCAGACUAUCAAGACCCAGGCACUUGUGAUACAGAGUUGUCUCUCCUGAUUGGUGCAGAUUAUUAUUGGCAUGUGGUGUCAGGCCAAGUGGAAAGAAUCACAGAUGCACUGGUGGCCGUUGAGAGUAUUUUUGGAUGGUCAGUGCAGGGACCAGUCACAAUGUCCAGUGUUUCCGACGCAGCAUGCAUGCACAUCCAUAUCGAUGAAGACACACUGGUUUCAGAACGCUUGAAGGCCUUCUGGGAGACCGAAUCCCUUGGCAUUACCAUGCAGCAGUCCAACAGCCCUGAAGAAGAGGAUGCUCUUCGCAUGUUUGAAAAAACUACUCAGUAUAAGAACGGGCGAUAUGAAGUUGAGCUGCCAUGGCGACCUGACAAACCAGAGCUCCCAGAUAACUACAGAAUCGCAAAGAAAAGAUUUGAAGGACUGAAAAGGAGGUUGCGGUCAGAUGUGGUAAUGUAUCACAGAUAUAAUGAAGUGGUGAAUGAUUACCUUCAGCAGGGCAUUGUCGAAGAUGUUGUGGAGAAUGGAUCAUCUUCAAACGCUGUAAAGUAUUACAUGCCUCAUCAUGCUGUUCUUCGAGAGGACAAGGUAACCACAAAGCUCAGAGUAGUAUUUGAUGCUUCAUCACAUGAAGUUGGGGUUCCAUCAUUAAAUGACUGUCUACUUACUGGUCCUAACCUGAAUCCAGAUCUGCUUGGCAUACUGAUCAAAUUCAGACUGAAUGAGAUUGCUUUUACUGCAGACAUUGAAAAGGCUUUCUUGCAGAUUUCUCUUGCUGAGACGGAUAGAGAUGCAGUGAGAUUCCUAUGGUUCACUGCACUGCCUCAUGAAGACGCAGGUGAAAGGCUACGUGUACUGCGGAUGACAAGAGUGGUGUUUGGAGUGUCCCCGAGCCCAUUCCUCCUAGCGGCUACAGUAAGAAGGCAUCUGAAGGAAUAUGAACACCAAUUUCCUGAAGUAGUAAGGAUCAUCAGAGAAUCACUUUAUGUUGACGACUUAAUCUCGAGUGCAAGUGAUGUUGAGAAUGCUUUCCACAUAACUACUGGUGCAAAAGAGAUUAUGUCUGCAGCUGGAAUGAAUCUUUGCAAAUGGACAACCAACUGUGCUGCAUUGAAGGAAAAAUGGAAGGAGACAAUGAGUGAACCUGCUGAGGAGACAGAAACGCAUGGAUCAGUGCUGAAGGUACUAGGCUUGGUAUGGAGAACUCAAACAGAUGAAUUUGUUUUUGACCUGACUGCACUGUUGGACGCUGUAGCGAAGAGAGAGAAUACUAAAAGAAGUGUUCUAAAGCUAUCUGCUCGCAUAUUCGACCCAAUAGGGUUUCUGACUCCAUUUACUGUGCGAGUAAAAUGUCUUUUCCAAGAGCUGUGGAUACGAGGACUUGGCUGGGAUGAGGAGCUGCCCUCGGAUCUUGCACAAGAAUGGCAAGGAUGGUGUGCAGAGCUACCACAGAUCCAUCACAUACACAUUCCUCGUUGGUAUGGAUCAAAAUGCAUGCAUAGACACAACGCACAUCAACUCCAUGUGUUCUGUGACGCAAGCGAGAAAGCUUAUAGCACUGUUGCUUACCUGCUUCGAGUAGCUGAUGAUGGAACAAAAACAACAUGCCUCGUUGCUUCAAAGUCCAGGGUAGCCCCAUUGAAGAAGAUCUCACUGCCCCGUCUUGAGCUGAUGGGAGCAGUAAUUGGAGCGAGACUCGGAAACAGUCUGUUAAAGCCUCUGAAUAUGGAGCUUCAUCAAGUUCAUAUGUGGACGGAUUCGAUGAUUGUGCUGCAGUGGAUUCGCAGUCCAGCUCACAAAUGGAAACAGUUUGUGGCAAACAGAGUGUCAGAAAUUCAGCUUUUAACCAAUCCUGAAAUGUGGUCUCAAUGUAGGAGCAAGUUCAAUCCUGCAGACCUUCCCACCAGAGGUCUGACUGUAGCUAACCUGAAGGAAAGUGAGAUUUGGUGGAACGGACCUUCAUUUCUGACUACACUGAAUCCGUUGGAAGAAAGUGAAGAAGAGACAAGUGACGAAAUUGUGGUUAGUGAGUUAACACAAGAUCAAGUGCAAGUGCAACUCAGCAGCGGUGAAAAACGAGAAAAGGAACCUGUUGUGGACUUAAUGAAGUACAGUAAGCUAAAGCGAGUUCUGCGAGUUACUGCUUGGAUUAAGCGGUUUGUGCAUAAUGCCAGUUCAAGCUCCAAGAUGCGUGAUUUAAGACCUUUUCUGGACGAGGACGAAUUGCUCUGUGUUGGAGGCAGACUCCAACAGUCAGACUUCAGCUACAGAGAGAAACAUCCAUGGAUUUUGCCCAACAAAGACAGAUAUUGUGAGUUGCUGGUCCAGUACAACCAUGAAUUCAUCAUGCAUUCUGGUUUGAGAGACACACUAGUGCAAACAAGAAGUAGAUACUGGAUUUUGAGAGCCAGACAAAUCGUUAAAGGUGUUUUGUCAAAAUGUACUGUGUGUAAGAGAUUCAAAGUCAAGCCCGCACAGCAGGACACGGCUCCAUUGCCAAGGGACAGAGUAUCUGAGAAACCACCAUUUGAAGUGACUGGCAUAGACUUUGCAGGACCGCUGUAUGUGAAGGGUGAUCGUGCAUUAUGCAAGGCUUAUGUUGCUAUGUUUACAUGUGCUGUCACGAGAGCGGUGCAUUUAGAACUGGUUUCAAGUCAGUCGACAGAGAGUUUCUUGUUAGCACUCAAGCGAUUUAUUUCCAGAAGAGGGUUGUGUAAAGUCAUCUAUUCGGACAACGCCAAAACCUUUAAAAGAGCAAACCAAGACCUUAGUGAGCUGUGGAAAGCCAUCAAAGAUCCACAAAUCCUGGAAUACUUCUCAGGAAAAGGAAUAACUUGGCGUUUCAUUGUAGAACGAGCUGCCUGGUGGGGUGGAUUUUGGGAAAGACUUGUAAGGUCUGUGAAAAUGAGCAUGAGGAAGGUGCUAGGAAAGGCAUCACUCACAUUUGAAGAAAUGUCUACGCUUCUUGCAGAAGUAGAAGCCAUACUGAAUUCCAGACCUCUCACUUUUGUUCACAAUGAGCUUGAUGAGCCGCAGCCACUAACGCCAGCACAUUUCUUAGUUGGUGAACGACUCACUUCACUACCUCCAAAACCAUUUCCAGCCGACUAUGAUCAUCCCACUGUGAGUAAGGGUGAUAUGACAAGAAGGUGGAGAUACAGAAACCGACUCAUGACCAACCUGUGGAAUCGUUGGAGGAGGGAUUAUCUACUGGAUCUGAAAUCUGCACAUUCCUGCAACACGCAGAAACCUACUCAGUUGAAAAUGGGUGACGUUGUGCUCAUAGGAGAUGUCAAUAUGCCGAGACAAACCUGGAAAUUGGGAAAGAUUGAAGAGCUGUUUCCAGGCAGAGAUGGCAAAGUUAGAUCCUGUGCUUUGCGUACAUCCACAGGGACUGUGUUGAAGAGACCCGUUCAAUUGCUUUAUGCAUUAGAGAUUUAAGUUGAUGAACAUUUGUUCAUGGGGGGGAGGAUGUUGUGAAUUAAUCAGAAUAGAAAUGUGAAUUUGUUAUCUUUAAUAAUAACAGAAACAGUUUGACAUUAAUGGGGGUGUUCAGCUUUAAGAGAAUUCUACCAAUAAUGCAUCAGUGUAUGUGAGGAAAAAAAAGAGAAAGAGAUUGUUUUCAUGUGCGAGCGCUGUAUCUAAUGAUUCAAGUUCAGAAACUUCAGUAAACAGUUCAGUUUAUUCAAUUCAAGUCGUCAGUGGUCAUUAUUGCUGGUCAAGGAAGAAAAUACA